Messenger RNA from Maylandia zebra (zebra mbuna), 3310 nucleotides. Its product is annotated as sorting nexin-14. Gene Ontology annotation, cellular component: late endosome. The record is from RefSeq and is a predicted model, not a curated record. Gene Ontology annotation, biological process: autophagosome maturation. Gene Ontology annotation, molecular function: phosphatidylinositol-3,5-bisphosphate binding. Lineage: Eukaryota; Metazoa; Chordata; Actinopteri; Cichliformes; Cichlidae.
AUUUUUACGUUUUUCCAUAGACCUGGCAACUCGCGGUGCGAUUACAACUCUUUCCAUCUGUUGAGGAAGUGUGUCAGACGUCGGAAAUUAUUCUGAAACCACGAAGUGAAAACUUUAUAAAGUGAAGAGAGUGGAUUUUGUUCGGGAGCAGAGUGCGCAGCAGCCUCGGCUCGUGCCACGGAGCCUGUUUUGUGGCUGUUAGAGUCACGGCUCUGACGCUAAGCGCUACGUUCAGGCUAAUGCCCGCGACACCCGGAGGGUCAGCCGUGUACUGUCAAGCUGUGCGGGAGAAAGUCCGGAUCAGGCCCGAGCCGUGCCCGGCUGUUUCUGGUCAUGUCCGAGCUGCCGCUGCUCUGACCGGAUGGCGGGAAUACUAACGUGUGUGGAGGACGUGAAGCGGCGGCUUAAAGUGCACGUCCUGCGGGAAGCCGGCCGUCAGUAUCCGCUCACCUGCUUCGUCCUGGUGUCUAUGCUCGCGCUAACGGUGCUGCUCAACAGGUAUAUUCACAUCCUGAUGGUGUUCUGGUCGCUCCUGGCUGGUUUUGCCACUUUCUACUGCUCCCUCAGACCAGAGACUCUCCUUCCCAGCGUCCUGUUCACCGCGAAGCCCAGGAGCAGACAACGGGAGCAGGAACUGUUUCCUCUGGGUCACAGCUGUGCCGUGUGCGGGAAGGUCAAAUGCAAGCGUCACCGGCCGACACUGCUCCUAGAAAACUAUCAGCCAUGGUUGGACCUGAAGGUUCAUUCAAAGGUGGACGCCUCAGUAGCAGAGGUGUUCGAGUUAGUCCUUGAGAACUUUGUGUACCCCUGGUACAGAGACAUCACAGAUGACGAGGCAUGUUUGGAUGAACUGAGGAUGACUUUUCGCUUCUUCGCGUCGGUGCUUGUCCGCCGAGCUCAGAAGAUUGAUAUCCCUGCUGUGUUUGCAGACAAAGUGAUGAAAGCUGCGAUGAAGCACAUUGAAAUUAUUGCAAAAGCCCACCAAAGAGUGAAGACUGUAGACGGCCUGCAGCAGGCGGCUCUGGACGAAUAUGGCGCCGACCUCCACGUCGCUCUGCACAGCCGGAGAGACGAGCUGCUGUACCUGAGGAAGCUCACGGAGAUGCUGUUUCCCUAUGUCAUGCCUCCCAAAGCCACAGACUGCAGGUCUCUGGCUCUGCUGCUGCGGGAGGUGAUGGCUGGAUCCGUCAUCCUACCAACCAUGGACUUCAUGGCCGACCCUGAUACAGUGAACCUCAUGGUGCUUCUAUUUGUUGAUGAUACUCCACCGGAGCCAGCCACAGAGCCUCCGUCUCCACUGGUUCCAUUUUUACAGAAAUACGAAGAAACGCAUCAAAUCAGAAGCCAGAAGCCGUCUGUGCUGAAGCUGGAGCUGAAAGAGAUCAGGGAGCAGCAGGAUCUCCUCUUUCGUUUCAUGAACUUCCUGAAGCAGGAAGGAGCCGUGCAUGUGCUGCAGUUCUGCCUCGCCGUCGAGGAGCUUAACGAUAAGAUCCUUCGUCCGGAACUGAGCGACUCUGAGCUGCUGCAUUUGCACGGCGAGGUGGUGCACAUGUACGAGACGUACUGCCUCGAGGAGAGCAUCGACAAGAUCAGCUUCGACCCGUUCAUCGUAGAAGAGAUAAGGAACGUCGCCAAAGGUCCGUACACUGAGGUGGUGAAGCUGCAGCAGAUGCGCUGCCUGUUUGAGGCGUACGAGCAUGUCCUGUCUCUACUGGAAAGAGUCUUCACGCCCAUAUUCUGUCACAGCGAUGAGUACUUCAGACACCUGCUGAAGGGGGUGGAGUCUCCAGCGAGGAGCUCGAAAGUCAGCAGAUGCGCUUCUUAUUCCAGAAGCUUCAGCUGGGACGAGACCAGAAACACGUCCAAAAGAGGGGAGUCGUUCGGUAUCAGAGGAAUUGGCAGUAAAAUCAAAGGCGUGUUUAAGAGCACGACCAUGGAGGGCGCCUUACUGCCGUCCAGCGCCAUGAAUGACGUCGACGACGAUAUGGUGGAGGAGGCCACAGUUGUGAUGGAAGACGACUCCCCCGACGAGCCGGCCAUCCCACCUGAACCCCAGAGGAACCUUCUGGCCUGGAGUAUCACCAUCCCCUACAUCGACUUCUACGACGACGACAUCAAGAAGGAGCGGAUCCUAGUCUUCUCCAUCCACGUCGAGCGCAACGACAAAAAGAACGCUGAUCACGAAGCAGACAAGUGGUUGGUGCAAAGGAAGUACAUGGAGUUCUACGUCCUGGAGUCAAAACUCACCGAAUUCCACGGCCCAUUUGAAGAUGCACAGCUUCCAUCCAAAAGAAUCAUCGGACCAAAGAACUACGAGUUCCUCGAAUCUAAAAGGGAAGAAUUUGAGAAAUAUUUGCAGGCUCUCCUACAGCAUCCGGAGCUCAGCAACAGCCAGCUGCUGUUCGACUUCCUGUCUCCUCUUGUGGAGCAUCAGUUCCUGGACAGGAUGCUGCCCGAUGUCAACCUGGGAAAAAUCUUCAAGUCUGUUCCUGGAAAGCUGAUAAAGGAGAGAGGACAGAACCUGGAGCGGUUCCUUCAGUCCUUCGUCAACUCAUGCGAGUCUCCCAAACCCAAACCGAGCCGGCCCGAGCUGACCAUCAUCAGCCCCACAGCGGGGAACAAGAAGCUCGUUAGCAACCUGUUCAAGAACAACGGCAACCUGUCGGAGAGGAAGCACAACCCCAACUUCUUCGCAGAGACGUUCACUGUGGACGGCAUGUACGACUACAUGAUGUAUGUCGGCCGGGUGGUGUUUCGCAUGCCGGACUGGCUGCAUCACAUUCUGUCUGCUGGGAGGAUCUUGUUGAAGAGCACAUUCGAAGCCUACAUGGAUCAGUACAUGCAGUUGAAACUGGAGCAGAUCCUUCAGGAGCACCGCGUGGUCUCCCUCAUCACUCAGCUCCGAGACGCCGUCUUCUGUGAAAGCAGCGAGGAACGAACAGCAGAGGCCAAACAAGCCAGAGCCAAGCAGACGUUCGAGGAGAUGAUGAAGUACCUGCCAGACUUUGUGGUGAAGUGCAUUGGCGAGGAGUCGAAGUAUGAAGGUAUCCAGCUGCUGUUUGACAGUUUUCAGCAGCCGUUGCUCAACAAGCAGAUGACGUACGUCCUGCUGGACAUCGCCGUGCUGGAGCUUUUUCCUGAACUCAGCAAGCAGGGGGCGAAGGAGGCGUUCAUCGUGUGACCCGGACGAGGAACCGAACUCCAUGCUGGAAUGUGCAAUACUGUCAGAAUAUUUCCAAAGGCUCUGAGACCAUCUCUGCAUUCCGAUGUACAUUAAUGCACUAAUAAAGAGAUAUUUAUUGAUAUCACA